AGAGGGCGCUGGGGCGCAUUUCACUGCUUCGCGUGGAGCUGGAGGAGGAUUCGGGCUUUUGUGCCCCGUGAGGUGGGCGCCUCUGGAGGAACAUGAGCUGUGUGUGGGGUCAGGGCUGAGGCAGACUCCCAGGGAGGAGGCGACCGCGGCGGUGCUCCGGGGAGAUCGCUGGGGGCAGCACCUGAACCAGGGCCACUGGGGUGGCGACAAUCCACCCAGAUUUGGAGAUUGAAGUUUCGGACACAGCUCAAAGGCGGCGCCGCCGGUGCGCACCGUCCAGGCCGAGACCCCCCCCAGGCCGCGAUCACCGCGAGGGGGCGCCUCCGCCGCUACCCCAUUUCACCCCUGCUCGCUGACUCCCCCCAAAAUUCCCUUUUACUUUCGAUCCCUGGCUGUCCCCCAGCUUGGCCCUUCCACACAAGCCGGGGGAGCCUGGUGCGUGAGGAGAAUGGGACUCCGGGUCCCCGAGGGGCGGCGCCGGGGUCUCCGCCGCAGCCCCGGGUCAGAGUGCGGGGGUGGGGCCGGGGCCCCGGGUCCCGGCUGGGAGCCUCCGGGGCGGACGCCGGUUCUUGGAAGGGGCGAUGAGCUUUCGCCGUAACUGGGGCUCACGCAGGAAGCCGGGGGGUGCGGGGUGCGGAAACCCAGCCACAUCAAGGGCGCGCGGCGAGGGCGGGGAGCCCGGGGGGCGGGAGGGGAGGGGGCCGCGGGGCGCCUGUCCGAGACCUGCUCUUCUGUCCCCUCUGAGACCCGGCCACCGGCAUGAAGGGCCCGGGGACGCGAUGACAGCGCUGGCGCCAGCCUGGAGACCAACGUCCACCCGGCUGCUGCCGCCUCUGGGGCUGCUGCUGCUGCUGCUGCCGCCGCUGCUGAGCCCCAGCCUGCUUGGGACCCCCAGCUGCUCCUUCCCGCACAACCCCAUCUCCUCCAACUUCAGAGACAAAUUCAACCAGCUGUCUGACUACCUGCUCCGGGAUUAUCCAGUCACACUGGCCGCCAACCUGCAAGACGAGCAGUUCUGCCGGGAGCUCUGGCACCUGGUCCUGGCCCAGCGCUGGAUGGAGCGGCUCAAGCCAGUGGCCGGCUUAAGGAUGCAAGAGCUCCUGGAGGCUGUCAACACAGAGAUACACUUUGUCACCUUCUGUGUCUUCCAGCCCCUUCCCAGCUGCCUUCGCUUCGUCCAGACCAACAUCUCCCACCUCCUGCAGGACACUGUGGCGCAGCUGGAGGCCAUGAAGCGCUGGAUCACCCGCGGGAAUUUCUCUCAGUGCCUGGAGCUGAGGUGCCAGCCUGGGAUUGAACUCAGGACCCUGUGCUUGCCAGGCAAAUGCUUAUUCUACUGAGCUGUCUCCCCGGCCCUUUAUUGGCAUAUGAUGCUGAUGAUGCCCUAUGAAUACAUAGCUUUUUUGUACUUAUUAAAGCGCGUGUAUGUGUGUGUGUGUGUGUGUGUGUGUGUGUGUGCGCGCCUGCGUGCGCCAACAAUGUGAUUACAUUGUGAAUGUACCUAGUGGUAGGAAAUGAAUGGGUGUUUUGUUUGAUAAGAUCAGUUAUAUUUGAGAAUGAGUGUAUGUACAAGGGCCAGGGAGAUAACUC
Molecule: messenger RNA, 1590 nt
Organism: Octodon degus (degu)
Lineage: Eukaryota; Metazoa; Chordata; Mammalia; Rodentia; Octodontidae
Gene: Flt3lg
Product: fms related tyrosine kinase 3 ligand
Exons: 6
Coding region: 582-1340 (252 amino acids)
Biological process (GO): positive regulation of cell population proliferation
Cellular component (GO): membrane; cell surface
Molecular function (GO): receptor tyrosine kinase binding; cytokine activity
Source: RefSeq, a predicted model, not a curated record